UACAGCUUGAAGCAUUUCAUUGUACAUUUUCUGUAAAUUUAACUCUAACUCUCCUCAGUUUUCUAUGAAUAUAGUAGUUUUUAAGAAGUGAUUCAAAUACUUUUAAUUUUUAUGGAACAAAAGACAGUGUAGACAUAUAACUGACAAGCAGAAUUGAAUAACUACAAUAUCAGUCAAUUGAAAAGUCACUGAUCAUAUCAUCCAUUUGAUAUUUUUCAGUAUUUUCCCAUAAAUUCAUGUUAAAUAUUUUUAUCCUAUAUGUAGAUCGACAUGUUGACGACACGGAUUUUAAUUAAUAGAAAUUUGAAGAGAUCAUUCUUUGAAAGUGGAAUAAUUCGUUUUACCCCAGUUACAAAUGUUUUCGUUCCCAGAUUGUUUUCGAAUUCUGUGAAAAAAAACCAAAGUAUUGAUGAUGUGGAGAAGAAUUUUUUCUCCAAAUACUUGAUUAUAGAAAAUGAAACUAUCUUUUCAAGAAAAUCUUCAAAAGUUGUAAAGUACUCAUUCACAUUCCUGGGAUUUUCGUUAAUUUUACUGGGGACUUAUGUGAUAUUUGAAGUAUGCAAACCUGAAGUAAUUGAAUCAGAAAUUCCAUUAUGGCAACAAUAUUUACUGGGAGUUUGGAAACAGGUGCAAAGCUUCACACUCUUUAUUCAGGAACCAUCUAGAGAAAAGCUGUUACCAGAUCCUGUUCCCUAUCCUUACUAUCAACCACCUUAUACAUUGGUUUUGGAGUUCACUGAUGUUUUAGCACACCCAGAUUGGACUUACAGUACAGGGUGGAGAUUUCAAAAGCGCCCAGGAUUAGAUUAUAUGCUGGAAAACCUUGUUGGACUAUACGAAAUUGUCGUAUUCACUGCUGAACCUGGCAUUACCAUUUUUCCUGUCAUUGAAGCCAUAGAUCCUAAAAAUUUAAUUUCUUACAAACUGGUUAGAGAUUCAACUCAUUUUGUAGAUGGUCAUCACGUAAAAAAUCUGGACAAGCUUAACAGGGACUUGAAAAAAGUCAUUGUAGUUGAUUGGAAUUCUCAAUCUUUGAAGUUUCACCCUGAUAAUCAUUUGAAUAUACCAAGGUGGAAGGGAGAAAAUGAAGAUUUAGCUUUAUUAGAUCUUACUGCUUUUCUGAAAACAAUAGCGACUACAGAAAUAGAAGAUGUUCGAGAUGUUUUGAAAUAUUAUAAAAAUUUUGAGAAUCCUCUUAGAGAAUUCAGGAAUAAACAGAAGGAGUAUUUAGAGCAGAAAAAUAAAUUGGAUCAAGUGCCCUCAGAAGGACCAUCGAUCAAAAGAGUUUUUAGUUAUAUAAUGUAGGUGAAAUUAUAUAGUCAUGCAAUAUAUGUAUCAUUACAAUAAAAAAACUUCAUAUUUCAAGAAAUA
Molecule: messenger RNA, 1371 nt
Organism: Leptinotarsa decemlineata (Colorado potato beetle)
Lineage: Eukaryota; Metazoa; Arthropoda; Insecta; Coleoptera; Chrysomelidae
Product: mitochondrial import inner membrane translocase subunit TIM50-C
Source: RefSeq, a predicted model, not a curated record